AUGGUUGGCCUAGUUGUAGCUGCUACUUGCUUCCUCUCGAUCACAAGAUCAUGGUGGGAUGGCACUCAUCAGACAGGCUGUGGAAAGGAAUUACCGCCAGGGCAAUUCACAGGAAGCGUGUCAAAUAUCACAAUCAUUAGUAGCGGAUCGGAGCGAUCCUACCUUGUCUUUGUUCCACCUCAUUACUCGCCUUGUGUCGCGAAACCCAUCAUCUUUUCCUAUCACGGAGGAGAUAGAACGGCCGAGGAUCAAUUGAAACUCGAUCAACUCACCAACCCUGAAUUCAAUAAAAAUGCAUUUGUGGUUUACCCACAGGGAAUAAAUGACAAAUGGCAAGGCGUUCCCAACAUCACUACAAACGAUACUCAGUUUACUGCGGAUAUUCUGAGAGACGUUGAAAGCCGAUAUUGUAUCGACUCAAGUCGUAUCUGGGCCACCGGCAAAUCUGAUGGCGCUGGGUUCUGCAAUAUUCUCGCAUGUGACCCCAUUCUAUCUACGCGUUUCGCGGCCUUUGCUCCUGUUUCCGGGGCAUAUUAUGUGGACGCCCUACCCUGCGAUCCAACCACGGUGGUAUCUCCAUGUUUUCCGGGAAGACGGAAUAUCCCUUUCCUUGCCUUCCAUGGAGGAAACGAUACCACCAUUGCAUUCGCAGGUGGCGAAAGGAAGAACGAAUGCCUGCCCUCAAUACCGCAUUUCAUUCGCGAAUGGGCGGAAAGGGAUGGUCUGGGUUCUCACAAUAUCACGGAACCCCUUGCAGAUGAUGCGGUUAUCUACAGUUUCGGUGGCGGAUCUGUUCAGCUCGUAUACGACUCGGUUAUGGGCCACGACUGGCCAAGUACGAUCCUUAAUGCAGACAAUUCAGCAGCUGGCCAUCAUCCAGCGAGCUUCAACGCCAGCCGGAUGAUUAUAGAUUUCUUCGAGAGUCACUCGCUGUGA
Messenger RNA from Talaromyces atroroseus, 936 nucleotides. RefSeq lists its product as hypothetical. The transcript is spliced from 2 exons. Bases 1 to 936 code for a protein of 311 amino acids. The record is from RefSeq and is a predicted model, not a curated record. Gene Ontology annotation, molecular function: feruloyl esterase activity. NCBI's taxonomy places the organism in Eukaryota, Fungi, Ascomycota, Eurotiomycetes, Eurotiales, Trichocomaceae.